AUGUUCGGAGUUACACCACACGCGGUACCAUACAUAGCACCGCCAGCACCCCCCAAGACAACAAAUGGCCGAACUAAGAGCAGGUCCUCAAGUCUUGUUCCUUUCAGAGAUGACUCUAAGUUGGUAGCGUUCCGGUAUGACCAAACCGUCCAGGCAGAGCCACCUAUACCAAUACCACCACCUCGAUCCUCUCGUCGCCCGCCACCGCGUCCUAUUUCGUGCAAUACAGCUCGUAUUCCCAUCGUCGUACCGCCUCCACGUCCUGCCCCUCCUACUGAACAGCACCCGGCGCUGAGAACUAUCAGCAGUCCACGAACGCUAGUAGAUGUGAGAAAGCGAGAUUCCUGUCAUUCGCCGACUACUCCUUCUAGCUCGUGGACCAUUCGCGAGGAUAGCGAGACGGACGACGAAGAUCCAUUUACCUACGAAAAUGUUAAGAAAUUUGGCGAAAUUAAACCCCUCCAAUUGACAACUCGUUCUGCAUCUCCUUCUCUAUAUUCACGUCAAGAGGAACGAAACGAAUCGGCGCCUAAAUCCCCUAGCGGCAGAUUGUCACCAGUACCUGACCCCCAUGAUUCUCCAAUUAUUUCAACCACUAUCCCCACCGAGAGCUUGUUAGAAGAUGACUUUAUGACCCAGCUGUCCUUCUCCAAGCGUGGUAGCCUCAUUUUUGGCGCCAAGCAUUCGCGCACCAAAUCCAACAGGAAUCCGCCUAAGAUGGCCGAACAACACGGCAUCAUCAAUAAUGGAACCGCUGCCGCCGAUCGACCUAUUCAACCUGUUCAACCACGCGCUUUUCCUUUAGCACCGACGCGCGAAAAGGUUCCCGAUGCUGCUAUCACUGUCGGCGCGAGCGCUAAUGAACCCGCCAAAUUCUCAGGGGCUACCGACGACGCCUUGACCAGCACACCGCCCACACCGCGUCGGUUACCUCCUAGUGUUCGGGUUAUAUCUGCUGAGGCGGAGAAGGAAUCUCAAAAGGUGAGAUCGCUCUAUGAAUCCGGAGAAGGUGUCAAGUGGGAAGAGGGCGCGAGACACUCGUCGAUUGAUGAGCGUAUCCAGCCCUCAGCAGAAGACCCGUCAGAAGAAAAUGCGAAUGAUGCGUCAAACGACCAGGCUGGACACCCUACUCCAAUCUCGGUUUCUACUUCGUCGCCACAAGAUAACGACGUGAGGCGCGAAUAUGAGUUGGCAGGAGGAAUCGAAGAUUGGGAAGGAGUGCAGGUUGAAGAUGUCGAUCGUUACGGUUUCAUUGCAGUUCAACAGCCGCAAGAUUCGCGGCCGUCGUCGCCAACCGGAACUACUACAAACGGCAUCACAUUCGUUAAGAGUCAGGAGCGGCCCCAGGAGGAAGAUGUCAGUACGCUCUUUAAACACACAGGCGUCGGAAUUGUCUACGGCGUCGCAUCGAGAUUACUAGAUGAAGCUGGGGAUAUCCUUGCAACACACCCAGGCUUGUCGCAUCUUACCGAGGACGGGUCGGCUGAGAGGAAGCUAGCCGAGUCGAAGCUGAAGGAGACGCAGCGCGCUGAGAAGUGGUUAAAGAUGGCUACGGUGAUUAAAGUAGGCGAGGACGGUCAAGGUAUGGUGUUUGAUUUUGAUCAGAAGCACCCGAAGCUAGUCAAACGCGUAUGGAAGGGUAUCCCUGAUUGUUGGCGAGCGGCAGCUUGGUAUUCGUUCCUCUCCACCGCUGCCAAGGCUAGCAGCGAACCGUUUGCUACCGAGGAGGAAAUCAAGGCCGAUUACCACCGGCUCGCCGAGGAACCAUCUCCCGACGACGGACAAAUCGAUUUGGACGUGCCCAGGACAAUUAAUCAACAUAUUAUGUUCAGACGGAGAUACCGUGGUGGCCAGCGAUUGCUUUUCCGAGUACUGCACGCCUUGUCCCUUUAUUAUCCCGACACGGGCUACGUCCAGGGCAUGGCUCCGCUGGCAGCAACUUUCCUAAGCUAUUUCGACGAGGAGAUGUGCUUCGUAAUGCUGGUGCGACUGUGGAAGUAUCGUGGUCUCAAUCGGAUGUAUGGUUCUGGAUUUGUGGCGCUCAUAGAGGCUCUGAAAGAUUUCGAAAACGAUUGGCUAGCUAGUAGAGACGUCGCUUCGAAACUUACUGAGCUUUGUAUUGACCCGACGGCGUAUGCUACUAAGUGGUAUCUAACCCUCUUCAACUUAUCGAUACCAUUUCCUGUCCAGCUCCGCGUAUGGGACGCAUUUAUCCUACUCGGUUCUUCGCCAGAGCCGACGGACGGCUCCGCGUCACCGACCAAAGCUGUUCCAGAACCGUCGUCUAAGGGACUCGAGAUCCUCCACGCAACUAGUCUCGCUAUUAUUGAUACGCUCCGGCCAACGCUGCUAGAUUCCGACUUUGAAAACGCUAUGAAGUCUCUUACUUCCUGGGUUCCUAUUAAGGAUGAGCAAGGAUUUAUGGACCUCGUUCAACUGGAGUAUAGACGGCAUGAGAGCAAACAGAAGACCUAG
Messenger RNA from Daldinia childiae, 2475 nucleotides. RefSeq lists its product as uncharacterized. The record is from RefSeq and is a predicted model, not a curated record. The coding region runs from base 1 to 2475 and encodes 824 amino acids. The transcript is spliced from 6 exons. Lineage: Eukaryota; Fungi; Ascomycota; Sordariomycetes; Xylariales; Hypoxylaceae.